GGUGCGCUGUGUGUUUAUAUGUGUUAUCUCUCUCUCUCUCUCUCUUUCCGUGUGUGAUGAGAACCCGGAGCCAAAGCCAGAAGUAAACUCUUUUCACUGUCAAACGAAGCUGGGGCCAGUUGCACCCGACCAGGAACAGUAUACGGUCACACAGGCUCUCCAUGGGGCACGAUGCUUUCAUGGAUCCCUUCAGUAGCAAAGCUCAUUUCCUGCUGUAUGAGAUAUGCAUCCUGACAAUAGGCUCUUAUGGAGAUGUUACCGUUACAGUGCCAAACAUAUUGAUCCUGGGCACUGUUGGACAACCUUUACUGCUCCCUGCAAACUACACCACUGGAACUAAAGAUCACAACAUUCAGAUAACAUGGACUUUCCAAAGUCAAUCUUCAGGCUCUAUGCUUCUGGUAACUGCUGUGAACAAUACCUUGACUCCUGACAUGGAACAUGGACACAGGUUUUUCUUGUCCCCUCCCAGUGCUUCAUUACUGAUUAACCCAGUGGAAUUACGUGAUGAUGGUGAAUAUACUAUUAAAGUGACUGUUUCUGGGAUGAAGCUGGCAUCAGCGAGUCGUCAACUAAUUGUACAAGUCAACGUUCCUGUUUCUAAACCAGUCGUGCGUAGUGACCCAGCUUGGGGAGCAGUGGAGUAUGUGGACAAUGCAACGCUCUCCUGCAAUGUGACUAGAGGCACAAAGGUCAUUUAUCAGUGGCUAAAAGAUGGGAAACCCUUACUGCCAAGCUCUCGUCACAUCUUUUCCUCAGACAACAAGAUGUUAUUCAUUUCUCCCGUUUUAAAAGACGACCUUAGCAAUUACACGUGUGUGGCAAAGAACCCAAUCAGUAUGAAUGAAAGUGAACCAAUUGCACCAAAUAUUUACUAUGGUCCCUAUGAUUUAAUGGUGAAGUCUGAACCACGAUUCAAAGUUAGUGAAGGAGUGUUCACUGCUGGUAAAGGAGAGCCAGUCUGGUUUAAAUGUUCAGCAAAUUCCAACCCACCAAAUGUCUACUCGUGGUUUCAGAAAGCUGACAACAAGACAACACCCAUCCAGUGGGGGCCAGUGUUAAAUAUCAAGUCUGAGAAAGUACCCGACAAAGCUGACUACAUGUGCUGUGUCUACAACAAUAUCACUGGCAAACGGGAUGAAACUCAAUUCACUUUCAUACUCUCUGCUACUGGUCAAGAAAAACUGAAACAAAAAGAAAGUUCACUUCAUUCAUUGGGAAUAAUUGUUGGAAUGUCACUGACUCUGAUUGUCUGUAUACUUCUUUACUUUCUUCUGAGAAGAUAUUUUCCACGAAAAGUUAUUAAAGAAGAGCUGUAUCACAGGUCACCAGCAUAUUAUACACAAGCACACCAAGUAUCAGAGGAACGAGAACCUCCUGUGGAUGAUUAUGGAAUAUAUGAAUUUGUUGCUGUGCCAGAGCCAGCACAGUUUCAACAGGUUCGGCCGGAAAAAUUGAAAACAGUGUAUGACAUUAUUCGAGAGCCAAAUGCUCACACUACUGUUUAUGAAGUAAUUUGUCAUUCACCAAAAACAUCCUGAUGCUUUAUCGAUCACAACAGGUAGAAAUUUGUUGGAUGCUGCAUUUUGUCAGAUGCAAGAAGAUUGAGACAGUCAUGCAAUGUCCGUUUGUUUUGCAACAAACAUUAAUGACAGACAAGGUCAGACAUCAAAAAAUGGAACAUUUUACAUUCCAGUAAUUUGGCCAAUCAAAGAGAAGCAUUUUCUCCCAAGAAACAAAAAACAACUAGUGAUGCAGUUUGCAAUUAUUUAUCUACAUACUUCAAUCAAUGUCACGUGCUAAUGUUUCUGCAGAAAAUGUAAUAUGAAAUCAAGAAUAUGUUUAAUGACUAUAAUUCAUUUUAAGCAUUAUGCAAUCAUUGUCUUUACUCAUAAAUUGUCUCUAACAUCCUGUGUAAGCAUUGGUUUACAUUUUCUAUGAGACUUUAAUUAUAUAAUGAUGUGCAGAACAUAUUAAUAGAUAAAGGACUUUUAAAAAGGAUAAAUCUCAGUCCUUCCCAAUCCUGAGAGGAUGGAAGUCUUCCCUUUUGCCUAGCUGAAACUGUCUAUAGAAUAAUGAUAUUUUCUUCCAGACUACCAGACAUUGAAUUGUAAACCACUUAAUUAAAUUGUCUCUAUUUUUUGUACUGUUUCCCAUGACAUGCACAUUUGUCUGAAUAAGAGAAGUCAUGUAAAAAUGGGUGUGUGAAUGAACAACAAUUUUAAAUUCAAAGGAGUGAAGGUCUCUUAACUAAAACUGGCUUUUGAUAUUUCAGAAACUUGCAAAUAUAACUGUUUUCUUUUUGUGAAAUUCUUCUACCUUUUAAGAAUCAAGAUACAGCUGAAUUUGUGUAACAUUGUAUGAUUCUUGCCAAAAUGUUACAAUAGCAGCUAUAAAUAUUCAAAUGUUUCAGGCUUUUGCAUGGCCAACUAUUUAUAAUAGUUGCUGAAGAAAUGUUGGAUAGACCCUUUGGGAGCAGUUAUCACAUCAAAGUCCAUAUCAGUAAGUCGUCCUUGACACUUGCAAAGAUAUGAGGGGGUGCAUUUGAUCAACCAUGGUAUUUCCAAGAAGGACUUUGUGAAAAUGUCUCAGUUUUAGAGUAUUUAGCCCAUAGGAUUUAGGUAAGAUUAUUUUUGAAAUGUUUUGUGAAAAAUAAAAAGUGCCUUAUUGGAUAUCUGAAAAUAGUACAUCUGAAAAUGGGUUAGACUGAAUUGGCAAGACCUAAUGAUUAGCAUGUAAUUUGUAUGUGAAUAGUACUUAUACUAUAUCAUCAUUGCCCUUUUGAAAAUCUGUUCUUAUCUGAAAAUACAUGAUGAAAAAAAUCAAAUAUCCCUAGUGGUGGUUGUGAUCAUUUUAUUAGAAAUAAAACAGAUUGAACUUCCAUUGACCAACAAAGUAACAAAUUGGAUACAUUGGCACAAGAAAAGAUUAAAUGAGCAAAUAUAUUUCUGACUGAGGAAAUAGGGAACAUUUCUUUAGAGAAGAGAUGAUUUCAUGAUUGGAUGGGAAGCAGAGUUGAGCACUGAAUAAAAUGUCCAAGAGCUUUGCAGUAGGUAUAUGACUGUUCUUUACUUAAAUGACAACUUAGAUUCAGAAACUCAAUUCAAAGGAAGUAAAAAUGAGAUGAAUGGAGAGAAAAGAAAUAAAAGCCACAGAAGUCAAACUGAGACCUAGAAAACAACAAUAGCAAGUUAUGUUUGUGCUGUGACUUUUAAACAAUAAAAUGACCCAAGGCCCUUUCACAGUAGCAUUAGAAACAGAAUAUAGCACAAAGCUAGCAAUUAAGUCAGAUGGCCAACAGCUUUGUAAAACGUUAGAUUUUAAGGAGUGGCUUUAAAGGAGAAAAGCAAAGCAGAGAAGUGCACAGAAGGAGGGAGUUCAGUAAAAUCUGUCACUUAAAAGAACUGUUGAUGAGAUUUAGUGCAGAUGUAUUGAAGUGUAAUAUACUGCAUAUUGAAGAAAAAAACAGGCAAUGUUGAAUAUUUCAUGAAUGGUAUAGAGCUACUUAAAUGUGACAUUGUAAAGAUUCUGAGAUGUUCAUGGACUAUAUAAUUGACUUUCCGAGUGACUGGAAUACCAAUCAACAUUGUGAGUAAAAUUGUUAAAACUAUACCGUUAAAUCAAUAUGGUGAUGACUCUACAACCUGUUGUUUCCAACAGAAAACGACACUUUGGAAGGAGUUAAUUCUGGAAAUUGGGAGGAAGAUGUUCCAAGUCUGAGGAUAUUACUAAUGAAGCUGUAUAUUAGUAGUGAAGCUGUCUCUCUAUGCUGUGGUCAGACAACUAGCUGCAGAUUCCAAGGAGUGGCAGUUUCACACGGAUUGCCACUCUAGCCCUUAAUGUUGUGAAGGAAGGAGGGAGCUCUGUGUCCCUGAGAGGAAGUUCCAAUUGGGCUCUUUCAGAAAUGCAGAGCUAUACCUUCAUUCUAACACUUAUUUUUAGUGCAGAACGUUUGAAGGAUUGCAAACCAUGUCCCCCCCUUCACAGCCACUUUGGUAGCUGCUGUCACAGUCAGUAAAUACAUAAGGCAAGUGUGACAUUAGAGUGCUGGGAGGAUAGGGUGCCAGGUAGGUAGGGGCAUAGUGCCUGGAUCAAAAGCCAAUUGAUAGUGGAUGAGAGGGAAUCAGGUUGGCUGCUUUGAAGUCUGCUACAAUGGGAACAACUUCCAUCUAUGCUGGAAUAAUGACUAGCUGUCUGAUCAUUAGAAAAUCCAGAUCAACAUUUUUAGUACUGAGUCCCAUUUGACCACCAAGAAUUCAGAGCAACAUUAAACCUACUGAAAUGGUCUUUUAAAAAGUUUGAAAGCCUUCCUCAGCUUCAAAAGAGUGAGCUAUGAGGGAACAGUAUACUCUUGCAAAUUGAAGAAGGACAAAUAAAGGUAUGCUAUGGAGGUAUUCAAGAGAACUGAAAACAAUAAUUGUGGAGUAUCAUUGAAGGUAAACUGCAGCAGAAGGAUAAGGGGGACUUGUUCAAAAUUCUAAAAUAUCAAUAUAUGACAAAUGUCAGGUCGAAUAUUUUCACAGAAAUAAUCACUAAACUGUUUCCAAGAAGCUUAGUGGAGACAAAGACCUUGCAGUUAAAUGGUAAUGAGCAGGGAACUGUAAUUUCAUCCUUUUCUGGAUGAAUAUUUGUGGGCUGAAUGAUUCUCCAGUUUUUAUUUGUUCUUGUGAAUAGUGUAAAAAUUUCAAAGAAGCUAAGCAAUUUACAUUAUUUGCAUAUACCUUUUAUUUGAAUCUUAAUGUUUGGUAACUAAAAAAGUACAGUAUCCUGAAAAACGGAUUUGUAUUUUUUAUAUACAGUGGAACCUUGAUUAUCCAAACAACACGGGCGGGAAGUAUUUAGUUCAGAUAAUUGAAUGUUGGGAUAAUUGA
Messenger RNA from Chiloscyllium plagiosum (whitespotted bambooshark), 4871 nucleotides. It is a transcript of the gene hepacam2, whose product is annotated as HEPACAM family member 2. NCBI's taxonomy places the organism in Eukaryota, Metazoa, Chordata, Chondrichthyes, Orectolobiformes, Hemiscylliidae. The record is from RefSeq and is a predicted model, not a curated record.